This is a messenger RNA of Umbelopsis ramanniana AG, 5144 nucleotides long. RefSeq lists its product as uncharacterized. Bases 109 to 5037 code for a protein of 1642 amino acids. The record is from RefSeq and is a predicted model, not a curated record. Gene Ontology annotation, molecular function: protein binding; protein serine/threonine kinase activity; ATP binding. The transcript has 30 exons. Gene Ontology annotation, biological process: autophagy of peroxisome; protein targeting to vacuole; late endosome to vacuole transport. Gene Ontology annotation, cellular component: phosphatidylinositol 3-kinase complex, class III, type I; nucleus-vacuole junction; phosphatidylinositol 3-kinase complex, class III, type II. Lineage: Eukaryota; Fungi; Mucoromycota; Umbelopsidomycetes; Umbelopsidales; Umbelopsidaceae.
GUGAGAAAUAGAAUAGAUUGAAUACACAAUCACAUCACCAGUAAAAAUAUUUUAUAGUCACUUGAAUUUAACUCCUUUGUGAGAGGCACACGAAGUAUCCGCUGCAAAAUGCCCAAAGACUGCCGGAGCUCGAAAUGCUUCGGUCAUGCAGUCACAAUCGUGACUUUUACGCUGCCACAUCGAAUCGCACAUCGAUCUCGGACCUCGUUGGAAAUCCCAAUGGGUAAUAAGAUCUCAACCGCGACACCUUCUACAGCGUCUGCUGGUAUAGACAGCUAUGUCAGUGAGCUUGGAGAUAUACAAUAUGAACGCAGCAUUGGAAGUGCACGUUUCAUGAAGACCAUUCGUGGUCUGCACAAAGACAGUCUAGUCAUUGUGAAGAUAUUUGUAAAGCCAGAACAAGGACUUUCAUUACAGCGAUAUGUACAACGACUCGAAGACGAGCGGGAGAAGCUGUCAGGCAUGCCUAAUGUGUUUCCAUGGCAGCGGAUGUUGGAGACUGAAAAGGCCGCUUACUUGGUCCGACAAUUCUUUUAUGGCAGCUUGUAUGAUCGCAUAAGCACACGCCCUUUCUUGACCUUAAUUGAGAAAAAAUGGAUUGCCUAUCAACUAUUACACGGCGUGGCGGAUGCUCACUCGAAAGAGAUAUAUCACGGAGACAUCAAAACUGAGAACAUUCAAGUCACCAGCUGGAACUGGGCGUUCCUUGUCGAUUUUGCAUCCUUCAAACCGACUUAUCUACCUGAGGAUAAUCCAGCCGAUUUUUCAUUUUUCUUUGACACAUCCUCUCGUCGAACUUGCUACGUAGCACCAGAAAGAUUUUACAAAGCAGGAACUGAGAUUGAUCAACACAUGAAACAACUCAGCUGGGAUGAAGAUAUAAGCGAGCUGACUCCUGCGAUGGAUGUAUUUUCUUUAGGAUGUGUUAUAGCAGAGAUGUUUUUGGAAGGAACGUCCAUUUUCUCACUAUCUCAACUUUUCAAGUAUAAGAGCGGAGAUUACAGCCCUCACGAGCAGUUGGAAAAAAUUGAAGAUGUCGAUAUCAGGAAUCUGGUUAAACAUAUGAUACAACUUGAUCCAAACGAACGUUAUACUGCUGAGACAUACUUGCAGAAAUGGAGAGGAAAGGCGUUUCCAAAUUACUUUUACACUUUCCUGUACCAGUAUAUUAGUUCAGUUAGUGACAGCCAUGAUGCCUCGAACGAGACUGGCCCUACACCAAACAUAUUCAAUUUGCCAUCACCGUUAGCAUACGCUUCAGAUCUUGCAGAUGCGGACAAAAAAAUCGAACGAAUUUACAAAGACUUUGAUAAGAUCGCAUUUUUCUUUAAUGCACAAGACGACGAUGGGAAUCAAACUAAUACACGUGCUCCACCUGGUGAACGACGGCGGACAUUGUCCGGUCUGGAAAGCACCACAGCGUCCACUAUCUUGUUACCACCAACAUUAAAUAUACCUAAUUACGACCCACACCAUUCCGAAAAAUACGCAAGAAAGCCUCGGAACCAAGCUUAUGAAGAUGGAGCACUUAUUUUUUUAACAACCAUAUGUUCACUCAUUCGAAAUACCGUUUAUCCACGCUCGAAAUUGAUGGGUUUGGAUAUUCUCUUAGCGCUGAGUGAACAUUUAGCGGAUGAUGUGAAGCUCGAUCGCCUUGUUCCGUACGUCAUUGCGCUUCUCAGCGACGAAACUGCCCUCGUCCGAGCGAAUGCUUUGAAAACAUUGACGCAAGUGCUUUGUAUGGUUGAAUCAAUUUCUCCCAUCAAUGCUCCAAUCUUCCCAGAGUAUAUCAUUCCAAAUGUUCAGCCAUUUGCUACUGAUAAAGAGGUAUUGGUCAGGACCACUUAUGCGACCUGCAUCGCUCUACUAGCGGAAACCGCAAUUAGAUUCCAGGAAAUGACUCAGGUUCUCAUUAAUGAUGGUACCUUCGCUACCGCCGAUGCGGAAACGAAUGACCUUAAUAUCGAGUCAAUAUAUGACUCGUCCAUGGCUGAGCUCAAAUCCAUCCUUCAAGAGCAAAUCGCAACGCUUUUGAUCGAUCCUGAAAGUGCAGUAAAGCGUGCCUUGCUUAUCAACAUCACCUGUUUAUGCUUAUUCUUCGGUCGCCAAAAAGCCAACGAUGUCCUGCUCAGCCAUAUGAUCACUUAUCUGAACGAUAAAGACUGGAUGCUCAGAAGUGCCUUUCUUGAGAGCAUUAAAGGAAUCGGUACAUUCGUUGGAGGUCGAAGUUUAGAGGAAUAUAUCCUUCCACUCAUGAUGCAGGCUUUGACAGACGUUGAAGAGUUUGUCGUCGAAAAUGUUUUAACUACCCUGACAAGUUUGUCAGACUUGGGUUUAUUUCAAAAGAUGAAGCUCUGGGAGCUUGUUGGUGUUAUUGCCCCACUCACCUGUCACCCUAACAUAUGGAUUCGGUAUGGCGCUAUCGGAUUUAUUGCCUCUACUUCCAAGCAUCUCCCUCAAACCGAUAUCUGGUGUAUUAUAUACCCCCUUUUAACACCAUUUCUGAUAUCGGAUGUUGCUGAAUUGAACGAACUCGGUCUUCUCGAGAAUAUACGACCACCACUUCCACGUCAGAUAUAUGACCAAGCUUUGGUAUGGGCCAGUAAAGCAACGUCCAAAUCUCUCUUUUGGAAGAUAGGGCACAAAAAGAGGACUAGUGACAGUGCUGCAUCCUCAAAGUUGGAAAUUCGAGGUCCUGGUACGUUGAUCAGACAAGGAUCACUGUUCAACAGUUUCAUGCCCAGUGAGAAAAUUACAAGAUCUGAAGAGGACGAGAAGUUCAUGGAGAGAUUGCGAAGCAUCGGUAUGACAUUAGAAGACGAAGAUAAGCUUGUUCAUAUGCGUGAAUACAUAUUCAAGGUGUCUGGAGCGAAAAUGAGUCGUCCAAAGGUUGUCGAUGAUCUUCAAACUCAAAAUGGAGAAUUGUACUUGAAGAAUCUAGGUAUUACUCCCAUGACAGUUUUUCUGAGAGAUAUAUCGUCAGAAGCUGAACAAAGAGGAGCCGGAAAAGCUGCUGAAGAGGCAAGAGUGUCUUUGGAAAGCAAUGCCACUACUGGACGCACAGUAUCAGACUAUGGUCUACACGAUAGCCCCACCAAAAAUCAGUUGACUGGAAAUGGUCAACGAAAGAGCGUAUCAUCACCGCAAAUUAGUGGUAUGGAGCAGGACGAACCUUUUGCUAAACUUAAAUCUUUACCCAUACAAUUACAACAUGACAACAACGCGAACUCGGAAUUACCUAGUCCAGUUGAAUCUAACUACCCCUCCAGCAUAUCGUCUUCCAUUGGGGAAUUGGAUCUUGAAACAGGAAAACGAAUUCGACGAAGUCGAUCAAGAGCACUCAUUGCGCCGUCAACGUCAUAUGAAGGUUCGAAAGCUUACGCUGAAACGAGCACCAUUGCCAUGAACGUCAGUGGUCGCUUAGGUAACAAAGGUAACCAAGACGAACCGGAUAAUCCUGAUAAUGUCAUGGCGGUCGCCAAUGCGGAUACAGUGGACGAAGACGACCCUGCGUAUGAUGCUCUGAAUGUACUGCCUACGAAUGAUGCUAUCAUUCAGGCGUUCCAAGGCUCAGAUCAACCCAUGCAACCCGGCGUAACCCACAGCGAAUACCUGCAAGAGCUAUUCUUGAAAAUUGCAAGCGAAGCAUUCCCUCCCAACAUGCCAGAUAUUAAAGGUGAUGGAAAAAUGAGACCUAGAGGCCGACGAGUACCACAAGGCAUGUCGGCUUUUAGAUCAUUAGCUAAUUGGAAACCGGAAGGUACUUUGGUGGCACAUCUUGCCGAACAUAUUGCUCCCAUCAAUCAAAUCAUCAUCUCCUGGGACCAUACUUUCUUUGCUUCUUGCUCGGAUGAUGGAUCUGUGCGUAUUUGGGACUGCUCACGCUUGGAGCGCAAUGUGACCAACCGAUCCCGAUCUACUUUUAACCAGCAAGGAGGACGUAUAAAAUGCAUGUGUUUCAUUCAAAAUUCUUAUAGUAUUGCCAGCGCUUCUGAUAAUGGAAGUAUCUACGUUUUCCGUGUGGACUUCCGCUUCGGAGGCAAUGCUCCAAAAUAUGGCAAGUGUGUAACCGUUCGGAAAUAUCAACUGGUGGAUGAACAUGCAGUAGUUAUAAAACACUUUGAUACAAAUGCUGCGAAUACUAUGGCUGGUUCCAAAUCUUUGCUCGUUUUUGCGACUACCAAGGGCAACAUCUAUGCUUUAGAUUUACGAACCAUGGAGAUGGUGUGGAAGCUCAAAAAUCGAACAAAUUACGGUGUCAUAACAUCCUUGAUAACGGACCAGAAGCAUACCUGGCUCUUAGUCGGCACCAUGAAGGGCGUACUCACGCUUUUCGACAUUCGGUUCUGUAUUCCUUUACGAUCUUGGCUUCAUCCCAGCCGAAGUCCCAUCAGUGUUCUCUUGCAACAUCCUGAUCCGAAGUGGGAGGGCAAACGUGUUGUCAUAUCUGCCGGACGGAACGAAGUCACUGUAUGGGAUAUCCUUACCAUUCAGUGUGUUGAAAUCUUUGGUGUUAAAUACGGUGAUGAAAAGCUGACUGCCAUCGCAUUGGAAGCUUACAAAAAAUUGGAUCCACCUGCUGAUAGCGACACGCUUCGAAAUGCAUCUUCAUCACAUGAAGCUAAUUUGGCGGAUAACUCGAUAAAAUCCGUCAUUAUUCCUUCAGAUAGCCAUAUAAUGCUGACAGGUGGUUCGGAUAGGAAAAUUCGCUUUUGGGACAUGACCAGGGUUGAGAACUCUACUGUGGUGCUUGGCCUAGAUCCAGAAGAACCACGACCACGUUACAGUUCAAAUACGAUAGAAAAUAUCAAGUUUCAUCUUGAAUUCGCUCAGGUUAAACGUGGAUCAGCCGGUCGCCCACCGUUCUCCUCUCGCAACAGUCCAUCCAAUACUACAACCAACCUUAGCAAUGUGGUGCAACAUCAAAAUAUGAUGCGAAACCAUAUGGAUGCAAUCACAAGUAUGGUCAUGACCGAAAUGCCUUAUCCUAUGAUCAUUAGUGGAGAUCGCGACGGAGUCAUCAAAGUAUUUGCCUAAAUGCAUUCAAAGCAGAGUGGUUAUGUACAUGUAUGUAGAUAUGGAUACAAAUUAAUAUGCACACGGCUUCAAUUGCAAGCCUAAUAAAGAGCAUGACUAGUCAAUUA